UCCGAUAUUAUGGAGGGGUACGUGGAGACGGUGAAGGAGCGGAAGCAGGACGAGAAGCUCAAGAACGUCAACCUCGACGACUGGCUCCCGAUCACGUCGUCGCGGAACGCCAAGUGGUACUACUCGGCAUUCCACAAUGUCACGGCCAUGGUCGGCGCCGGCGUGCUCGGCCUCCCGUUCGCCAUGUCGCAGCUCGGAUGGGACCUUGGAACGGUGGUGAUCGUGAUGUCGUUCUUGAUCACGCUGUACACGCUGUGGCAGAUGGUGGAGAUGCACGAGAUGGUGCCGGGGAAGCGCUUCGACCGGUACCACGAGCUCGGGAAGCACGCGUUUGGGGACCAGCUUGGGCUCUGGAUCAUCGUGCCGCAGCAGCUCAUCGUCGAGGUCGGCACAGACAUCGUCUACAUGGUCACCGGCGGGCAGUCGCUCAUGAAGGUCCACGACCUCCUCUGCAACGGCCACUGCAAGGACAUCCGCCUCACCUUCUGGAUCAUGAUCUUCGCCGCCUUCCACUUCGCCCUCUCCCAGUUCCCCAACUUCAACUCCAUCUCCGCCGUCUCCGCCGGCGCGGCCGUCAUGUCCCUCACCUACUCCAUGAUCGCCUUCGUCACGUCGGGGGUCAAGGCGGCCCACACCACGGCCGCCGUCGACUACGGGCUUAGGGCGUCCUCCACGGCGGGCAAGGUGUUCGGCGUGCUGAACGCGCUCGGCACCGUGGCGUUCGCGUACGCGGGGCACAACGUGGUGCUGGAGAUCCAGGCCACCAUCCCGUCCACCCCGGAGAGGCCGUCGAAGAAGCCCAUGUGGCGCGGCGUCGUGGUGGCCUACACCAUCGUCGCGCUCUGCUACUUCUCCGUCGCCUUCACCGGGUACUACGCGUUCGGCAACUCGGUCGAGCCCAACGUGCUCAUGUCGCUCCAGAAGCCUCGGUGGCUCAUCGCCGCCGCCAACCUCAUGGUCUUCAUCCACGUCCUCGGCAGCUACCAGGUCUACGCGAUGCCGGUCUUCGACAUGAUCGAGACCGUGCUCGUCAAGAAGCACAAGUUCACCCCGAGGUUCUGGCUCCGCUUCUGGGCCCGCUCCUCCUACGUCGCGGCGACGAUGCUCGUCGGCAUGACCUUCCCGUUCUUCGACGGCCUGCUCGGAUUCUUCGGAGGCUUCGGGUUCGCGCCCACGACAUACUUUAUCCCUUGCAUAAUCUGGCUCAUGCUGCGCAAGCCCAGUAAGUACGGCCUGACAUGGUGCAUCAACAUUAUCUGCAUCGCGAUCGGAGUGCUGCUGACGGUGAUCUCCCCCAUUGGUGGCAUGCGGCAGAUCAUCUUAGAUGCCAAGAACUUCAAGUUCUACGCUUAA
Phragmites australis (common reed) is the source of this 1353-nucleotide messenger RNA. Its product is annotated as lysine histidine transporter-like 2. NCBI's taxonomy places the organism in Eukaryota, Viridiplantae, Streptophyta, Magnoliopsida, Poales, Poaceae. The record is from RefSeq and is a predicted model, not a curated record. Gene Ontology annotation, cellular component: plasma membrane. The transcript has 4 exons. Bases 10 to 1353 code for a protein of 447 amino acids.